Oryzias melastigma (Indian medaka) is the source of this 3852-nucleotide messenger RNA. RefSeq names its product zinc finger and BTB domain containing 8B (gene zbtb8b). The transcript is spliced from 6 exons. Gene Ontology annotation, molecular function: RNA polymerase II cis-regulatory region sequence-specific DNA binding; DNA-binding transcription factor activity, RNA polymerase II-specific; protein binding. Gene Ontology annotation, biological process: regulation of transcription by RNA polymerase II. NCBI's taxonomy places the organism in Eukaryota, Metazoa, Chordata, Actinopteri, Beloniformes, Adrianichthyidae. The record is from RefSeq and is a predicted model, not a curated record. The coding region runs from base 875 to 2494 and encodes 539 amino acids.
AUCGAGUCAUUAAUAAAAAAAAAGUAAUAAAAAGAUUUGGAGGGCUGGGCUUGUCCACCGGGUCUCCAGGCCUUAACUUUCACUGGUGAUUUAGAGUGAUGAACCUAUGAAGCAUGUUCUUGGAUGGUGGGAGGAAGCCAGAGUCCCUGGAGAAAUCCCACGCAUGCACUGGAAGAACAUGCAAACUCAACACAGAAAGGUCCACGGUUGAUAGUUCUAUUACGAUCCUCCAUCCGGGAUUUGAACCAGGGUCUUCUUAAAUGUGAGGCAAGCGCGCUAACCACCCUACUGUCCACAAAAUUUCUUCAUUCUUUAUUUAUGUAGGCCUAUUUAUUUAUUUUGUUUGUUUAUUUGCAUUUUAUUUUCAUUUCUGGAUACUACUCAAAUUUUAAGAAACAUUUCUUUUUAUGUUGGUUUCUAUUUUUAUGGGUUGUUGUUUCUGGAAUUUCGUUUUGGUUUCAAAAAUGUAAUGCUGUUUAUUAUUUUUUUUUAUUGCCGUUGUGCUCUUGGUUUUUGCAAUGAAUGAUUUGUUGGUGGGAUUUUUACUUAAAAUGCCACCGUAGAUCUGGCUGUCGAACACGAUUUAUUUUUUCGGGGUUUUUUUUCAAAAUCAUGAUUUACUUUUUCUUCAUUAUUUUAUAUUAUUAUUUAUUUUCUCAAAUCUGAACGAUACGCUACAUAAGAAAAAAAGAAAAAAUUAAAAGUCUUUCACGGGCACCGACAGGACGCGUAUGUGACGUCACUUCCUGCCAAAAGCGGAUGUGUUUGGCUGCUGACCUGAAACAAUGAGCUUUGCUAACAAUUUUUUUCACAGAAAAGGAUUACGCAGAUGAAUUCAAGUUACUCGUGGUCUAAAGUCCAGUGAGGUGGGGGUAUGGAGGUUCCUUGUUAUUUACCCAAGCUGCUCUUUGAGCUGAACGAGCAGAGGAAGCGGGGCUUUUUCUGUGACUGCAGCAUUCUAGUGGAGGGUCAAGUGUUCAAAGCACACCGGAAUGUCUUGUUUGCUGGAAGUGGUUAUUUCCGGGCUCUUCUGGUUCACUAUCUUCAGGACAGUGGACAGCGCUACAGCACAGCAUCACUGGACAUCGUCACAGCCGACGCCUUCUCCAUCAUCCUGGACUUUCUGUAUUCUGGACGUCUGGCCCUGAACAGGAGUAACGUUAUUGAGGUGAUGUCUGCUGCCAGCUACUUGCAGAUGACUGACCUGGUCAGCCUAUGCAAAGAUUACAUUCACUCAUCGUUGGAGAUCUGCAGCAAGGACAAAGAGAUGACUACAGCGAAGGAGAAGCAGGUGCAGGAGGGAGCCAUGGGCCCGGCGGACAGCGGCACCCCUGCUUUGGCUGUCCCCAGUGAUGCGGGGGGUGCAGAGACCCUGUCCCAGACAGCAGAGGGAGACAAAGGGUCAGGUUUGGCUUCAGAGUCCUUGACCUCCACAAGGACCCCUUUAACCAUAGCAGUCACCACCCCUCCAGCGUCCAGCAGAGAUGUGGAUAGUGCCUACUCUUCUAGAGAGGGGUUCGCCUCUGGGAGCGAGGAACAAAAGAGACACUUAGAUCAACGGAAUCUUUCAUCCUCCUCAUCCUCAGCUUUGACUCCUGAGUUGGUGAACCCAAAGAUCGAAUACGAUCCUGAUGAAGGGCUUAUGGAGUCUCCCGACAACAAAGAGCUUACACCGUAUCAAGGACCUUCCCUUCACAAUACCCAUCAUGGCAGGUUGCUGCCCCCAAGCCCCUCCCACUCUAACGAGCGCUCUCUUUCCUGGUACAGCUCUUCCUUUAAUGCCAGACAGCUGAUGGAAAUGCUGAGCAGAUCUGAGGGUCCCGCUGCGCUGGGGGACAGAGUGACGCAGCGUUUUAAUCAAGCGCUCGGGAGCGGAGCAGCAGGAAGCAAAAUAGAAGAAACUCUGGGGUUUGUGGGUUCAUCUAUUAUGGAGAUACAGACAGACUGGCUUGGAGAAGACACAGGUGAUGGGUUAGUAGUGCCCGUGAAACUCCACAAGUGCCCGUUCUGCCCAUACACCGCCAAGCAGAAAGGGAUCAUGAAGAGACACAUACGCUGCCACACUGGAGAGAGGCCGUUCCCCUGCCCCAUGUGUGGCAAGAGGUUCACCCGCCAGGAGCACCUUCGCACUCACGCUCUUACUGUCCACAGACAUUACUGGCCAGUGACGUGUAAGAGCUGCAGACGGACCUUCACUGGAUCGGGAGUUUCACCAGGACUCAGGCGCUUCGGGAUCUGCGAAAGCUGCAACUGUGUGACUACAACUCACGAGGACUCUGCUCCAGUUCACCCCUCCAGCCAGCAAGAGAACAUGGAGCGCGCUGACAGUGGCACAGACUGGUCCAGUUUUAUGGAUGAUGUCGAUGAGGUGGAGGUUGGCAGGGUGGAGGACCUGGUGGAGAAGCAGAUGCUGGAUCGACAGUUGGCUGCCUGCUCAAAUUUUCUGCAGAGCAGCAGGAGUUCAGCAGAAAUUCACCUCUGGAGUUGUGGGUGAGACUGUUGGUGUGGAAGUAACCCUCCGCUGACAUCCCAUCAUGUCAGAAGUCUGACUGACUGCUGGCUAUGAGAACCAAGCUCCUGCUCUGGUCACACAGAGAGCGACCGGAAAGGCCCUCAGUAAGACUCCCACAAACCUCCACUGUUCCAUGACCAGGACGGAAACCGCACUGCUGUUCCUGGAUCUGAGGUCUUCCACCUCCUUUCACACGGAGGCUGAGGAGUGUGAUUCCCCGGUAGUUGGAACACACUCUCUGGUCUCUUUUCUGAAAAGGGAAACCACCACCUCAGUCUGCUAGUCCAGUGGUACGGUUCCCGUCUGCCAAGACCGAGUUUUUGCCUCCAAAACAGCCCAGGCUGCAGCUCGCUCAGACUGCCGGUACCUGUCAACUGCUUCUGGAGUCCCACGAGCCAACUGAUAGUACUCUUUCUUCAGCUUAACUGCAUCCCUUACCUCUGAUGCCUACCACCGGGUUUGGCAAGUACCACUGCUACAGGUACCAGAGACCUUGCAACGGCAGGUCCGGAAAGCGGCAGAGACAAUAGAACUGUAGAACACGGUCUGCUCGGACUCGAAGUCCCCUGCAUCCCUCAUUACCUGUUUGAAGUUCUCCCGGAUGUGGGAGUGGGAGACCUCCCUGACGGCGGGCUCAGCCAGACGUUCCCAGCAGACCCGGCCAUCUCCCCUCCCCAUCUCAGCACCAUUAGUGGUCACCUCUGCCUCUCUCUUUACCGGAGUGUUCAAAACACACGGCAGAAGGUCGCCUGAAACGACUACAAAUGUUAAUCAGCUAUCUCCUGCCUAGGGUGUCCUGAUGCCAGGUAGAGCUGGUCGAUAUAUUGACAUUAUCAAUUAAUUUAAAUUUGUUUUAAUUUUGAUUUACUUAUUGAAAAAAGAGAUUUUAUUUUCCCAGCUGUCUGCGCUCUUGGGCUUCCGUAGUUCAAUGUAAAAUACGCCUGUAUGUAUCUUGCAAAGAGCUGACAUAAAAGCUGCUGCUAGCAGAGGAGAUUCUUCAGAAGGCAGAGAGGGAGAAAAAGCUUCUUUACCAAAAAAAAGGAAAAAAAGGCUCAUGCCGCGAGACGCCCCCCACACACUGACGCCAGCAUGCUACUAUACUGGUUGCUAAUGCUAACAAGCUGUUCCUGUGUUUUCUGUAUGUAAACACGAUGGACUGGUUCAAAGUCGGGCAAUUUUUUAAGAAGAGGCGGAUAAAUACAAUGGCAUUAUUUCAUAGUACAUUUAUAAAACUUUUUUUUAUAAAUAUGAAAAUACCAAACAUGAAUCCAUAUUAGUUGUCUUUGUAACAUUACAGAGCCAGUGUAAAAAAUAAAACUCACGUAUAUUGCUUGGUAAAA